GAUUUAAUUUAUUUUUAAACAGUAUACAUAUUGCAUGAUGUCACGAAGGCAAACAAGAGGAGGAUUAGGAUUGUUGCUUUUGGGAUCUCAAGUCUUGCAAAUUGGUGUGGAUCAAAUUCCUCCUAUUACUCUAGCAACUUUAGUACUUAAUGUUGCUGUAUUUCUUCAACUUUUCCCAUUUAUGUCAACUGUUGAAAAAGCAUGUACAAGCAAUUUCAAUGUUUUUCAUAAGGGAGAAUGGCCACGAUUGAUUUAUUCUUCUUUCUAUCACUUAGAUGAUAUGCAUUUAUACUUUAACAUGGUGUCAUUUAUAUGGAAAGGAAGAAAUUUAGAAAGACGUAUGAAAAGAAGUCAAUACUUAGUUUUGUUAGCAUUAUUUUCAGUUUUAACACAGGUUGUUAUGCUGUUAUUAAAUUCAAUAUUAUCAUUUAUUUUUACUAACGAUGUUUACUUACAUAGUUGUGCUGCAGGAUUCUCAGCUGUUAUAUUUGCCCUGAAAGUUUUAACAACUCAUAACUCUAUUGAUUAUGAGACAGUUAUGGGAAUUGUGGUUCCUUCUAGAUAUGCAUGUUGGGCAGAAUUAGUUUUGAUUCAAAUAAUGGUGCCUAAUGUUUCAUUUACAGGUCACUUGGCUGGUAUUUUGGUUGGGCUUAUGUAUAUUUUUGGCCCUCUCAAAUGGAUUGUGAAAUCAGUAACUAAGUUUUUAGAAGGGAAAUAUUUUACCCAGAGUUCACCUCAGUAUGAAUACAGAAGUACUUCUACAAGAACAAACACGACAAACUAUGAAAACAUUCAAAACACAAUACGAAACGAUGAAGAUGAAGACCUUCAAAGAGCUAUACAAAAUAGUUUGAAAGAUUUCAACUUCCAAAGUCCUCAACCUCCAUCUAGUUAUCAAAAUCCACCUUCAUAUGGAUGGAAUAUACAGAGCUCAUCAAAUAUACAACCAACCGCCCCAUUCUUUGAAACAUUUGAUAAUAGUAAUAGAGAUUUGCCCUACCCAUCUAAUGAGUAUAAUUUUACUUCAACAAAUUUGACUUCACAUGAUAUGCCGCCUGACUCGAUUGCGACUAGUAAAAGUUCUUUAAACAUAAAUGUAAGAGAAGCAAGAUUAAGAAAGUUUGAGAAGCAAAAAAAUAAAUAAUUUAAUAACAUUUCUUAUUUUGUAAAUUGUUAAUGCAAAUAAAUUUCAUAAAAAGUUUGAUAGAAAACUAUAAAUUGUCCAGAA
Hydra vulgaris (swiftwater hydra) is the source of this 1228-nucleotide messenger RNA. RefSeq names its product rhomboid-related protein 4. Gene Ontology annotation, molecular function: serine-type endopeptidase activity. Lineage: Eukaryota; Metazoa; Cnidaria; Hydrozoa; Anthoathecata; Hydridae. Gene Ontology annotation, cellular component: membrane. The record is from RefSeq and is a predicted model, not a curated record.